Messenger RNA from Cloeon dipterum, 1722 nucleotides. RefSeq names its product nuclear pore complex protein Nup58-like. Gene Ontology annotation, biological process: nucleocytoplasmic transport. Bases 130 to 1542 code for a protein of 470 amino acids. Gene Ontology annotation, cellular component: nuclear pore. Gene Ontology annotation, molecular function: structural constituent of nuclear pore. The transcript is spliced from 10 exons. Lineage: Eukaryota; Metazoa; Arthropoda; Insecta; Ephemeroptera; Baetidae. The record is from RefSeq and is a predicted model, not a curated record.
CCGACCGGUUGUGGCGGCAUAAUUUAUAAACAAAUAAUCGUACACAAUUCUUUUUUUCCGCUACUGAUAGGGAAGAACGAAAGCUUAACUUUCGUCUCUUGUAAAAAAUUGUAAAUUAAAUUACUGAGAAUGUCUUUUGGAAACUUCGGCUUCGGCCAAACAGCCGCAACAACAGCUCAGCCAAACUUUGGAAGUGCCUUUGGUGCAACAUCAACUGCAACCCCUGCCCAACCAUCUUUCGGGGCUGCCAUACCCACGGCGUCAGUGGCUCCCUCCACAGGGGGGCUUAACUUUGGCGGUCAGCAAACGGCUUCCUUCGGUGCUUCCACAUUUGGUGCUCCAACCACGGCUGCAGCAAGCUCUGGACUCUCAUUCGGGGCCCCAGCAAGCUCUGCAACCACGGCAGGCCUCAACUUUGGAGCACCUGCAACCUCGGCAGCAGGCCUUCCCAAUUUUGGGGCAGCUCCAGCAUCCUCUGCUCCUUCCCUGUUUGGAGGAACAGCCACAACAGCUCCUGCAACCUCAGCUGGAUUUGGAUUUGGGGGGUUUGGUACAGCAGCCACAUCAACAGCCACUUCCCAACCUAGUCUUGGUGGAGGUCUCUUUGGUGCCACAAGCUCCGCAAACACUGGUGGCCUUUUUGGUGCAAAGCCCACUGCCUUUGGAACAGUUGCAACCAGUGCUCCCGCUGCUUCUUCUGCCGCUCCUACUUUUACAGGGCUUGGAGGCCCUGCUGUAACACUUGCUUCCCUCUCUGGAGGACUUGGAAGUGAUGAACAGAAGCAGGACAAAGCGGUGAAGGACCAAGAAUUGCCUCAGCCCAUCCUGCAGAGCAUUGAAGAUUUCAAAGCAUUCGUCAAGCAGCAAAAAAAUAUUUCCUCGGACAUAACCAGGUCUUCAUGUAGGCCCUCAGAAAGGGUCCAUGAUGACGUAGAGAGUAUCAAGCAGAAUCUCUUCAGCAUUAGGAAUGGAAUUCAAAGCUACGCUGCUCAAGCCAAGAAAUUAAAAGCAGAGUCCAGUAGGACUCUUGGGCACGCAGAAAUGGCUCAACAGACGCAAGACAUAGUACCCUCAAUGCAAGACAAACAUUUUGCUCCUGAUGAGUAUUUCAUUGAAGUGGCGAACGGAAUCGAAGAGGAACUGAAGGUUAUUAGCCAAGAAGUGGACAGCGUUGAAAGAGUGGUUCAGUCCGCAAAUGAAAGUUCUUCGCUGAGGAAAGAAGAGCUUGUUCAGGCUGUAAGACGACUUCAUGAAAUAUUCAUCACUGUGGCGAGCAAGCUGCAGCAGGAGCACAACUCGGUAGAGCAAAAGAAAGAGCAGUACUUGAUGUUGCGGCAGCAGCUCCUCCACGACACCACUGACGUGUUCCAGACUCUCCAAAAGUCCAAGAAAAGCUCGUCGAUUGAAUCGCAUGCACUGCAGACGGGCCCUACCCUUUUCGGCAACGCUCAAAACAGCUCCAAAUUUGUGGCUCAGGCUGCUGCUCCAAUUAGACCCACAUUCGCGCCGUCACUCAACUUUGGUCUAUCCUCAUGGAAGUAGAUUAACUGUUUGGGACUGGACAGAAUCCAACUCCAGCGGCUGAGAGUACUACCUUCCAGCUUCAGCAGCCACCUCUAGGAAAUAAGCGUGGAAAGCACUGAUGCGCGCAAGCCAAAAUAAUUGGACACUCCUUUUUUAUAUCACCCAAAAUUAAAGUAAAUUCGUAACUUGUUAAAUAAA